CAGAGCUGACAGCAUUAUGUUGAAAUUGAUAUUGUGCCUUAUAAUAUUUUUUACGAGUAUAUUUCUGUUCUUGAUAUUAAUAAACAUACAAGUGAUAGAUCUCAGCAAGUGGGACGAUGCUAGUGUCGGAUUCAGGAGUGACUGGUGGUAGUGAUAUUUUGGUGAAAAUCGUCAGCCCCGAAGGGCAAAUGUUCACCGCGUAUUUCCCAGAGGACACCCUGAUAGAGGAAAUUAAGAAUCGCGCUAUAGACUACUUCUAUCCGGCCGGAGAGACCGGUGCUGGGAGAUUUAAGAUAGUACGCGUGUGUGAUACGACGACCCUUCACGAUUUUUUAACUCUUGGGCAGGAGCAGGUGGUCAUGUAUGAGGAGUUAUUGUUGAUUGAAAGGAGAAUUCCCGAGGCAGGGACCCUUUGGGAUCUCGGAGCGGUCAGAGCGCCACAGCACGGAGCUAUCACGACAGCGACCGCAGCGCUCCCAGCACCCCAGAACCCAGUCCGUCAGCCGAAUUUACAAUCUCUGCUAUCCACCAACGAACUGUCAUUUGAGUUGAGGAAGAUACUUAUAUCGCUCAUCGAAGCCGGAGCCAGAUUAGCAGCAGCGGGGAGAAACUACGAACUCACGUUGGCUCAGCUAACCGCCGCUUUGGAAGAGCCGAGGAAACCUCAACCAAUUAUCGUCCAAGUGAUAACUCCAGAAGAAAUAGCAGCGCGACUGAAUAGCGCUGACGUGAACAGUAUAUCAACGGGCACUUCGAACGGCGGUGAUGAGUUAUACAAGCGAGCACAGCAUUUACAGCGAUUUCUAGAAAAAUUUCGAGCUUGGAGAAUAAAAAUAAUGGACCCUCCAAACCCCGAGGCGAUUACUGCUCUAAAAGAUCUUGGAUUUUCCUACGACGAUGCGGAUAAUGCCUUGAGAACCACCGGAUGUAACGUUCCCGCUGCCGCGUCAUGGCUUAUGGGGGAGAGAGGUUCCAGCGUGUUCGAACUGAUCAACGGCCUACCGGAUGGCCUCAUCCUGCAGACUCUCCUUAAGCAGCCUCAGAUCCAGCGUGGGCUAUUGAACACGAGAAUGUUGAUCGCCUUUAUAGCGAUGGUUGGGCAGACGGGCAGCGCGUCUCUCUGGUUGAAUUCUCCCCACGGCAGUCCCUUACUAUCACAAAUAUCCAGGACCUAUCAUUCAGAGAAAUACUGCCUCGCGGUCAACCAGUUCUCUGAGAGACAGGAACAGCAAACUGCACCGUCUACUUCUAGACAGAGAAACUGAUUUUAUUGCAUUUUUCCAUCACACAAUAUAUACCGAUUGUUUUGUCUUUUAUUAUAAAAUGUGUAUUCAA
Messenger RNA from Danaus plexippus (monarch butterfly), 1335 nucleotides. RefSeq names its product ubiquitin-associated domain-containing protein 1 (gene Kpc2). The record is from RefSeq and is a predicted model, not a curated record. Lineage: Eukaryota; Metazoa; Arthropoda; Insecta; Lepidoptera; Nymphalidae. Gene Ontology annotation, molecular function: protein binding. Bases 117 to 1265 code for a protein of 382 amino acids. The transcript has a single exon.